AUGGACGAAAAUGCUAGUAUAGAUGAUCUUUUUGGCGCAUUGACAUCGGCUGUCCAAGACAAGAAUUCAACGUCUAUUUCAGAUGAGAAAAACAGUUCAGGUGAUGUUGUUGCUGUUACCGCUGGUGAUGAUGAUGAUGAAGAGAAUGAUUUUUCAAAAAAUGUCCUUCAAUUUGAUGAUGGAGAAAAAGGCAGGAAGAUAGUUGACACGGAAAAAGAAUUUGCUAAUAUAGAGAAAAAUUUAAGAAAUCUACCCAAGCUUGAAAAUGGGUUUGACAGUUUGGCCACGAAGAAAGCUAGCACUAUAGAAAAAGAGAAGAAGAAUGAACAAACUGGAUUAAUUCAAGAUAAACAAAAGAAUAAUACAACGAGAAAUAUUGAUACAAAGAACGAUUGGUUUACACUACCUAAGCCAGAUGAUAAUAUGCGUAGAGAGCUUCAGAGAGAUUUAGUAUUAUUACAACACCGUGCUGCAUUAGAUCCAAAGAGACAUUAUAAGAAAGACCGCUGGCAAAUACCUGACAGAUUUGCCGUCGGUACAAUUAUUGAUAAUAAGGCUGAAUUCUACAGUAGUAGGUUGACAAAUAAAGAAAGGAAAUCGACAAUGUUAGAAACUUUAAUGGGCGAUGAUACCACUAAUAAAUAUUUCAAGAGAAAAUAUAGCGAAAUUCAAGUACAGAAAACUAGCGGUAAAAAAGGUCAUUUCAAGAAAAUGAAAUCAAUGAGAAAGAAGUAUUAG
Molecule: messenger RNA, 738 nt
Organism: Naumovozyma dairenensis CBS 421
Lineage: Eukaryota; Fungi; Ascomycota; Saccharomycetes; Saccharomycetales; Saccharomycetaceae
Gene: FCF2
Product: Fcf2p
Exons: 1
Coding region: 1-738 (245 amino acids)
Biological process (GO): RNA processing
Cellular component (GO): nucleolus
Molecular function (GO): RNA binding
Source: RefSeq, a predicted model, not a curated record